Molecule: messenger RNA, 1431 nt
Organism: Porites evermanni
Lineage: Eukaryota; Metazoa; Cnidaria; Anthozoa; Scleractinia; Poritidae
Source: the annotation of a GenBank genome assembly
AUGAGCCUAAAUAAAUUCCUGCAUAUUCUUCAUGAAACGAGUUGCAAUUUCAAACUACCUGUAUCAGAAGUCAGAGAUGUAGAGUCAGCUGUCCGUGAAGCGGUGUCGACAAUCCUUGAGAAGGGUAGAGCCCUAAAAGUUGACCAUGGGAGAAGUAUAUACAACUUAGCAGGCAUCUCAAAGGAUGAAGGUGAAACAUACACGUAUGGAGAGCUGUUUAAAAUCGAAGAAAUUCUUCCUGUUGGAAGCUUCUACGAAGGAACUAAGAUUUGUGCUCCUAAGGAGUUCGACUUCAACAUCAAGUUAAACGUUGGUGAAAUUAGUAUUAAUCAAGGGUGUAGACCAGGUCGUGUACAAGUGACAUUUGAAAGUAGCUGUCACAAAUGGCUAGAAAAUCUUGGUGGUCUUUUUUCUGGAAUGAUGGAAGCAGCAUUAGAAACAAUGGUAGAUGAUGAGAAGGAGAUUAAACGGGAUUCAGGGAUCCUUCAUCUUGUAUCAGUUGUUUCAAAACGUGGUCCGUCUGUUCUUAAAUUGUCGUGGUGUGGAGUGAGCAGUACGUUUGAGAUUUCUGUUGAUAUCAUGCCAUCAGUCCGAUGCACUGACAACUUUAUUGAGGAAAUUGGAAAGGAUGAACAUUUCCCUUUAGAAUUUCUGCAAUUGGUCAAACAACAUCGCUGUUAUCUUGUACCAAAGCCUUGCUCGCCAAAAUGCAACAAGUGCUUUCAUGUCUCCUUUGCUCAGGCAGAACGUCGUCUCAUUCAGUCGCUCGAUGAAGCCCACCGACGGUGUUACAGGUUAUUGAAAUGGUUGCUUGUUGAAGACAUUCUGGACACGUACAAGGUCAAAAUGGCUAUGCUGGACCAUGUUUACAACUUGAAGUGCGAGUCAAGAGGUUGCGUGGACAAAUGUGUUGUAGCAGUGCUUGAGUCUUUGCUAAGCAGUUUUAAUGAUCUAAGUUUGCCCACUUUCUUCUUGCGUUCCUCUUGUGUUAUCACAAAGGAUGGGGAGGGAAAAGCACGCUAUCUGGAUUAUCUUGUAGAUGCUUCUGGACUUGAUGUCUCUACGUUACCAGCAAUUGAAUUUGCUUAUGAUGAUACCUAUAGUUACAAGAACUAUGACUGGGUUGAUAUGUUUGGGUGGUAUGAAUAUCAGAGACGCUGUCUUAGUUUGAUCAUCGAUAUACUUUGCUACUUUUCCCGAGAAGACAUAAAAUUCUCUGCGCUAAAAUACUCUCAGAUGUUUACAGCUCUUACAGUAUUUUUUGAAAAUGACAUUGCUGGAGCUUCUGUUAUGGGACGUUCGAUUGAUAUGACCGGUAGACCAACAACUAGUGAGUGGAGAAGCAAGGUGCCCAAUUUCUCACAGAGAGUGUUUAUUCCUAAAUUUUCCCUGACUCUAAGGAAAAUCCAAGCCAUCCUGGGAAAAAUUUUU